Messenger RNA from Acanthosepion pharaonis, 1188 nucleotides. NCBI's taxonomy places the organism in Eukaryota, Metazoa, Mollusca, Cephalopoda, Sepiida, Sepiidae. The record is from the annotation of a GenBank genome assembly.
AUGAUUGCAACCGCCCAACCCGCCCAAAAUAACAAGAAUCAGUUACCAAUUUCUUCUUCUUCUUCUUCUUCUUCUAGCGCCCCUCCUCCUCCUUCUUCUUCCUCGUCCUCCUCAUUCUUCUUCUUCUUCUUCCUCGACCUUCUCCUUCUCCUCACGCUCCUCCUCUUACUUUUCUUCGUUAUUCCUCCUCCUCCUUUUUCCUCCUCCUCCUCCCAAUCCUCCUCCUUUUCUACUCAUCCUCGUUAUUUGUCCUCCUCCUCCUUCUUCUUCUUCUGCUCUCCCGCCCCUCCUUCUCCUUCUUCUACUCUUACUCCUCCUCCUUCUUAUUCUUUCUCCUCCUCCUUCUUCUUCCUCGCCCUCUUCAUUCUCCUUCUUCUUCUUCCUCUUCCACCUUCUUCUCCACACGCUCCUCCUCAUACUUCUCUCCUCUCCCAUAGAAUAACAAGAAUCAGUUACCACUUUCUUCUUCUUCUUCUUCUUCUUCUUCUACUUCUUCUUCUUCUUCUUCUUCUUCUUCUUCUUCUUCUUCUUCUACCGCCCCUCCUCCUUCUUCUUCCUCGUCCUCCUCAUUCUUCUUCCUCGUCCUCCUCAUUCUUUUUCUUCUUCCUCGUCCUCCUCAUUCUUCUUCUUCUUCCUACACCUCCUCCUUCUCCUCACGCUCCUCCUCCUACUUUCACUCCUUAUUCCUCCUCCUCCUUAUUCUUCCUCCUACUUAUUCCUCCUCCUUCCACUCCUCCUCCUUUUCCUACUACUCCUCGUUAUUCAUCCUCCUCCUCCUCUUCCUCUUCCUUAUUCUUCUUUUCUCCCGCCCCUCCUCCUCUUUCUUCUACUCUUAAUCCUCCUCCUCCUCCUUCUUUCUCCCCCUUCUUCUUCUUCCUCGUCCUCCUCCUUCACCACACGCUUCUCUUCUUUUUCUUCUUCCUCCUCCUCCACCUCCUCCUUCUCCUCACGCUCCUCCUUUCCCUCCUUAUUCAUCCUCCUCCUUAUUCCUCCUCCUCCCACUACUACUCCUUUUCCUACUUCUCCUCGUUAUUCCUUCUCCUCCUCCUCCUCCUUCUUCUUCUUCUUUUCUCCCGCCCUUCCUCCUCUUUCUUCGACUCUUACUCCUCCUUCUUCUUUCUCCUCCUCCUUCUUCUUUCUCCUCCUCCUUCUUCUUCCUCGUCCUUCUCCUUCUCCACAUGCUAUUAA